GAACUUUUUCCUAAAAUAGAAUAUAGUUAGGUAGCAUAAAAUCUCGGUUUCUGCUUAUUCUCACGUCGAUUGAUUUUCUUUGACUUAAUUGAAGGACUUUGACUGAAAUUUGAGGAUGAUUUUAGUCAGAAAAAAUUCCCAAAAUUCAAAGACAAAAAAACGUUGAAACUGCUAAGGACACCCUGUAUACGCGCAUACGCAUAUACAGCAGGCAUAUAUGCGAUGGCUGCGAACAGAACGGCGUGCGGAACAGAACAGAACAGAACAGAACAGAACAGAACAGAAUGGAGCGGAAUCGAAAGAGAAACGGAACACACAGCGGAGAAGCGCGAGCUGACUGCGGCAGGGGCGCAGCAUGUUUAUUGGCGCAUCUCUCAGUCUUAAAUCUUUAUGUUGUCUCCGCGACGGGGUCCGCUCCAGCCAUCCCCCCUGGUCCCAUCGGAGAAAGACGGAGAAUCCAAGAAGAGCACCGGCUCAGGAAAAGGACGAGAAGGACCAACUCGACGCGCGAGGAGGGCCGUCACCGCUGCCGCCGCGCCGUCGUGCAAGGUACAUCGAGGGGACGUCGAGCGGCGUCGAGAGGAGGCGAAGACGAGGAGGAUGAAGAGCCAUGCCGCACCGGGGCUUUCACAACGUUCCCGUUUUGCGCUGCCAACUGAUUGUGAGCGGUGCGCGUGCCUGCCGGAGGCGAGGCGGCGAAGUCAUCGGAGAAUCGCGGCGCACGCAGGACGUCUCCGUCGACUGGACGUUGUACAUCAUCGUCGUCGCGAGUGUAGUGUUUACCUCACGCAUAGGGACGUAGGAACGCGAGUGAAUCGUUGAGAGAGAAGAGAAAAGAAAAAGGGGAAAAAGACAAACAACGGAAGAACCGGGAGAGGGAGAGAGAGAGUGUGCAUCGCAACGCGUGUGAAAUGGAUGGUACGCCAAAGAAAAGCGAAGCAGUGCUAAUAUAUGGAUGCCCAUGGGUGGAACUUGGCCGAAAUGUGCCAGCGCUACCAUCACGCUAUACCGGCGGCAGCGGCGACGCAGAAUUCCUCGCCAGCUAGGGAUCCCUCGACUGCCAUCGCGCAAGGCCUGUCAACCGCCGCUCUCAUCGAUCAAGCCAGCCCGUCUUAUUCGCACUACACGAUGCUGGACAAUUAUGACAGGGGUGAGGUGACACCACCACCGGCGGUGAGCGGCUAUGGCGGCUCCCCCGGCCUCCUGGCGCUCCAUUCAUCGCUUUACGCAACUCCCACGUCGAGAGCCUACGACAUCGACUCCGGUAUCGACGGCAACGACAGCUCGAUGCCCAUCGACACCCAAAUCAUCUCGAUACCGAGCAUGCUGUCUGGCCCGGCGCAGCAGCGGCUCGAGGAUAUGCCGUGGCUGGCCUCCGGCCCGUCGCUCGAGUACCAACCUGGUAUCUCGCCGAUUCCUGCAGGAGUGAAGAUGUGCCAUCCUGGCGGCGGCACCGCCCAGAGGAGCCUCAAGGAGCAACGGAUACGUCGCCCGAUGAACGCGUUCAUGGUCUGGGCAAAGGUCGAGCGCAAGAAAUUGGCCGAUGAGAAUCCUGAUCUCCACAAUGCCGAUCUCAGCAAGAUGCUCGGAAAGAAAUGGCGAGGACUGACUCCGCAAGACAGGAGGCCUUACGUCGAGGAGGCUGAGAGGCUCCGAGUCAUACACAUGCAAGAACAUCCGAAUUACAAGUACAGGCCGCGACGUAGGAAGCACGCGAAACGGACACCCGGUGCACCGUCCUCACCUCCCUCGGCGACCAACACCGCCGGCAACAGGUCCAAUCCUGCCGGCUCGGCGAUUCAUCAUUCCAUGUCCAAGAUGGACAGUUACCAGGGCAUGUCUCAAAUCCCGUGGGGUGGCCAUUCCCCGAUCUCAUCCCUGUAUCAUCAACAGCAACAGCAGGGUAUCCAGGAGUACAAAUCGGAAAAUAAUUCGCUCUACGGCAGUCCUUAUACGCCCAUCAUCCACACCCCGGACAUAUCUCCGGUGGCCAGUCCCGAGCCCGAUGGUGAUGGUGGUCAUCUAUCGUCCGCUCAAAAUCCAGAUCCAGAACGAGAUCUGAUGGAAGGUACUUCAAAGCAACAUGGAGACAUGUCUGAUCAGACGAAACGAUAUACCUUUAUGAGUAGUGACAAUCAACUGCACGCGGGUCACGCUAGUAACACUAGCAUAUCAUCGUGUCAAAAUUCCGGCAGUUAUACGGAUACUUUAACGUAUAAAAAAUCCAUGGGCUAUUUGAAUUUUGAGAGACAGUCAACGAGUAUAGCCGCAGUGGGCAUAGCGAACGGUAUGAUGGUGUCGUGCAAUAAGCUUCGCUCCGGUUUCGACAACGUCGGCUCCGUCACGGGCACGUUUUAUCCACCAGUCGCCUCGCCGCACGAUCAAUCGCUGCAGCAUUACAGCGGCACACAGACGUCUAAGAGCACAACGAACUAUUCGAUGCAACCUACCGUCGAGAGUAAUUACAAUCCGGUCCAAUGCGCCAACAGUCGACAGCAGCCCAUAGGAAUCCGCGGAGCCGCUGAAAGUUGUCCCGGCACAGUAACGCACCGAUACCAAAUGCAUCAUCAGGAGUAUCAAACGGACGCAUCCUCCGGUCAGCAGCAACAGCAUGCGAUUCUCGGCAGUCAUAUUGAUCCUGGUAUGAGUGCCGAGGAUGAUCAACAACAGACGCUCCAAUUGGAAAAAUAUUUCAAGUAUUCUCAUCCGACAAGCGUAGCACAUUCGAGCCUAUCCUCGCAGAAUAUGUUAGACAGUAACCAUAACUACGCCAGCGAUCUGCGCUACUACGGGGCACCGCCGCAGUCUCAAUUGGACAUAGCAAAUUCUCAGUGCAUCAUCGACGAUCAGCAGGGGAACAAGGAUGCUCGUUGUCCUAAUGUCGCGAUCGGUCACACUAUGGAGCAGUAUCAUCCAGGACUGGAAGUAUCCAAGUACACGGAUCACUCAGUGACACAACAGCAUCAGCAAUCACAACCACAGCAGCAGCAGCAGCAGCAGCAGAGCAUGGAACACGUACAGCCCAAGGCUGAUGACGAUUUCAGUGUUAUACUUGCGGACGUGCGCAAGACUUGCUACAGUAGCUAGUGUUUCUCCUUCUAGUGCACAAAACGAUACAGGUUUCGGAUUAGAUUGACGUGCGAAUUUCAGGGACUCAUUUUUCGCUCACAAUCAAGGAGAACAGAACACUUUGCGCGCAUUUUACGUCAUCACGUGGUUAGUGCUAUCCGAAAUAUAUCAAAAGAUUUUAUCUCGUGAUAAAAGGUACGUUCUUUUCAUUUAACUUUGGAAACAAUAUUUUAGCUCAGAGUUUUCACACGAGCAAAAGAUAUUGUUUGGAAUACUUAAUUUAAUUUUCAACACGGAAAAUAUUUAUAGUUGCAGUUUUAUCUUUUGUAACUCCGUCUAAGAGUAUCCUCUGUGUAUAAACAUGAUCUCUUAUGGAUGUCAGUACAAUUGAAAUUGCAUUCAUGCGAGUCAGUGGCAUAUAAUUGUCUCCUGUCAACAAAUUGCGAUAAAAAUAUGAUACGAAUAUAAUAAUACGAUACAAACAAUGAUAAAUUACCUGAUAUGAUCAAGAAUGUCAUCAUAUUUUGUUACAACGAGUAUCGUUUUAUUGAAAUUUUUUACAAGAUAUUAAAUUUCCUCGAGAUCUCUCCGAUAUCUUAUCUACAAUCUUAUACUAUGAACACUUUAGGACCUCAGAAACGUAAUGAGAUAGGUGGCACGACUAGUGUAUAGCAUUAAAAUUGCAGAGAGAAUUGUAUACUCACAUAGAUGUCACAUUAUUUUGUCACAUUAAUUUCAUUAUCAAAGAUAAUACAGUAGCAGAGAUAUAAUAGCGAUAGCGAGAAAUAUUAAAUUUUAUAUUGUUAUAUUAGAAAACUUUCACAUGUCAAGAAAUAUUUUGCAUCAGUAAGUCUUCUCGUAUUUAUUCCGAGAUAGCAGCAUUUACUUUUGGUGCUACACCACUGUGAGCUUUAUUGUUCAAAAGCUUAUUUUUAAUCGUUACAAACGAUGAUUUUAUAUAAUAUAUGUUUUUUGUUGUACAUAAAUUUUUCUUUUCUUGCUCAUCAGGGUGACAUUUCUAGCAAUUUGUGCAAACUGCACAUCAAGUUUCCUAGAAAUGCAAGUGGUGCAAAAUGUCUUCGAUGUGUAUAGAAAUGUGUAAAGAAUUUUGGGUAAAACUAAAUUAUUAUUAUAUU
Molecule: messenger RNA, 4205 nt
Organism: Acromyrmex echinatior (Panamanian leafcutter ant)
Lineage: Eukaryota; Metazoa; Arthropoda; Insecta; Hymenoptera; Formicidae
Product: Sox box protein 15
Biological process (GO): cell differentiation; positive regulation of transcription by RNA polymerase II
Cellular component (GO): nucleus
Molecular function (GO): DNA-binding transcription activator activity, RNA polymerase II-specific; RNA polymerase II cis-regulatory region sequence-specific DNA binding
Source: RefSeq, a predicted model, not a curated record